CACGGCCACAGGCCGCCUCCAACACCGAGCUGCGUCCGGCGGGACUCUCAACGCCCUCCAUCAUGUCCCAUCAUUCCCAUUCUCCUCCUCUCUUCGUUUCUCCACAACCACGCUCCCUCUCACCCACAUCUCUCCUUCCCGACCUCGACCCCUCACCCGCCGAUGUUGACCGCCCCGGCUCGUCCUCGAUGAGUGCCGCCAUCGGCCGCCGCUUCACCCCCUCCGCGCCCUCGUACGGGCACGGCCAUGCGCUGGGACAUCACUCGCGCCCGCGCAGCUUCUCUCGCUCGUCCAGCUCACCCUCACCCCCCACAUCGCCGCGCACGCGCACUCACCCACUCCCAGAGAAGAAGCGGACGUCGUCGUCGUCGCGCUCAACCCGCCGUCCCCCGUUACAGAGCAACCACUCACUACACUACGCGGGGAGCGCAAGCUCGGCCGCCUUCGUCGGGUCCGAGGGGGAAGGUAGUGAUCGCUUCGUCACCAUCAACGCGGAAGAUACCGAGGUCGAGCGUCGCCGGUUGCCUACCGUCCGCGCGAGCCCCAGUCCGCGCCCUACUCCACUGCCGCGCGUAGCGACGCCCCGCGUCCCCACUGACGUUGCCGCCCACCCUCUGGCUCCUCGCAUCACACUCCUCCCGCACACAGUCAGACUUGGGCCACUGAGGGUCACCCUCACUCGCAAGCGCGCCGAGGACGCGAUCUUGCUCGGUGCCGUCGUUGCUGGGAUUGUAAAGCUCACUUACACCUGGAAAGAGGUGGCUGUGGCAGGCGAACUCACCACCCUUCUCAUCAUCAGUGUCGCGUACGUGGCGCUCCGUGUGCGCACUAUCGACGCGCCUUCCUCCCCAGGCCGCUCACCUGUUCCUCUCGGCGUCGCCAACCUCCGCGAGCGUUCUAGUCGACGAAAUAGCCAGCAUGGUCUGCCUUCCCUGCUGAAGGAAGACGAUGGCCCCGUCGGUAUCGGCAGCAGGGGCUGCAUCUGGGGUACAGAGGAGCGCGAGUACCGCGAAUGCCUCGAUGACGGCGCGCUCUUCGCGCUCCUCCUCUCGCCACUGACUGCGGCGGCGAUGCUGCAUGGCGCACUCACACGCCUCGCUGCGCAGCCGCCAAAGGCCACCUUGCCCGGCUGGACGAUCGAGCAGCCCCUCCUUAUUCCCAGUACUCCAGUCCGGCGGAUCACAGACACGAUCCCCGGAGUCCUGGCGCCAGGGGCCGAGGGGGACGCGAUCCGCGCUCUGAGUGCGCUCGCAACCGCGCGCCGCAACCUCGUGCAGCUGUUCACACUGCUGUCUUUUGUGCUGCUGAUCCAGCUCACGCACUCCCUGCGUCAUGAGAUCAAGCUCACCCGCACGGCGCCAGGCUCUCCGACCAUGAGCAGUGGGAGUGAAAGUGACACCCCAAUGCGUCCGCAUGGCACGUUCUGGCUCAAGCGUGGCGAGUGGCGGCGUAAUCGCUCUGUCAUCGCGUUCGCCUUCUUCGUUACCGGCUGCUGCGUCGUCGUCAAGAUCGGCACAGCCUACAUUGGCCGGAGCGUAUGGAGCGAUAUGUCCCAUUCGGACAUUGUGAUCGCGACCCUGUUCUAUCAAUUCUGUCUUUACGUGUGCGUUCGCUUGGCGCGCCGCGGCUUCACGCUGGGCGAGCUCGGAAUAGUCACGCACGCGGCUACUGCGCUGUUCAUGGAGACGGUCAACAUGACGCGUUCAAAGAUCCCUAUCCUCUCCGAGCCGUACAUCAAGACCUACCGUCUGCCGACGCCGCUCUUGAUCUUUCAGCUCGCCCUGAUUCCAGGCUCGCUGCUGACAGGCUUCCUCCUCUCACCCUUGCUGUACCUGAGCCGCAAUAUGGCACAGCGCCCAAUACACCGCCUGCGCUUCCCGCACGAGAAACCCGCGCAGCGGCGUCUCCUCGCUCUCGGUUUUUAUGCAGGCGCGGCGCUCGUGGUUGUCGGAGUUGUGGGCAUGUGGGCUCGCUGGAUGCUCGGAAGGCGUAACCCAUGGCUUUGGGUACUGCGCUUCAUAAUCACUGGCCCACAUAUGUGGACGCGUCCCGUGUUACUGGCGUACUGGGGCGGCCUGGCGCUCUUCGCCGUCGCCGCCUGGCAGCGGCAACUUACCCGCGGACGCCGCCACCGGACAUACACCGUGUCGCGAGACAGCACGUCGUCUGCCGGCAGCGGCAGCACCACCGCUCUCGCGUCCGACGGCGCGAGUGCGCGCACUGUCCGCUCGCAUCUGGAGCCGAGCGUCGCGACGCAGAUGAUGGAUCGGGCAGACCAGCGCAUGCCGACGCUGAGUGUCAAUGCGCGCCGCAAGAGCUUCCACGCCCUCGCCGUUGCCAUGUUUGUGCCCGGAAUGACCGUAGACCCGGCCUUCACACACCUGAGCUUCUCGGUCGCCUUUGCCGCGUUCACAUUCGCCGAAUACGUGCGCUACUUCGCGCUGUGGCCACUGGGUGCGAGCGUGCAUCUCUUCCUCAACGAGUUCAUCGAUCACAAGGACUCGGGCACGGCCAUUCUAAGCCACUUCUACCUGCUGGCUGGGUGUGCUACACCGCUGUGGCUUGAGGGACCGUCGCAGGUCCUCGCGCAUUUCGGCGUGCUUUCGCUCGGUAUCGGCGACGCGAUGGCGUCCAUCAUAGGCCGCAAAGUCGGAUACAUGCGCUGGUCGCCUGUAAGCGGCAAGACGGCCGAGGGGAGCGCCGGCUUCCUCGUGUCUGUCGUCGCUGUAGCGAUAGCUAUGUGGGCUGUGGGCGCUGUGGAACGAUUUGCCCUCGUGCCGUUCGUUCUGACGACCGCAUUGUCGACGCUGCUUGAAGCCUUCAGCGCGCAAAACGACAACCUUGUUCUGCCCGUGUAUGGAUGGGCAGUGGGCACGCUGCUGGGGGUGUAGUGCGGUUACUGUAGCAAGAGAUCGAGACGAGACUGCAUUUGUGCAUGUGACACUUAGGAAAUGGUGCAUGAUUACGACUAGCUACACUGUACGCUUCAUCCUCCGCUCACUUGCGCUUCUUGCCGUCAAGCGUGAACGCCUUGAUCUGCUCAGCGCUGUCCGCCUCCGCCUUGCGAAUCUUGUCCAUGCUCUUGCCGAGCGACUCGGCGAGAUACUGUG
Cutaneotrichosporon oleaginosum is the source of this 3110-nucleotide messenger RNA. RefSeq lists its product as uncharacterized. Lineage: Eukaryota; Fungi; Basidiomycota; Tremellomycetes; Trichosporonales; Trichosporonaceae. Gene Ontology annotation, cellular component: endoplasmic reticulum membrane. Gene Ontology annotation, molecular function: dolichol kinase activity. The record is from RefSeq and is a predicted model, not a curated record. Gene Ontology annotation, biological process: dolichyl monophosphate biosynthetic process.